Molecule: messenger RNA, 1797 nt
Organism: Synchytrium microbalum
Lineage: Eukaryota; Fungi; Chytridiomycota; Chytridiomycetes; Synchytriales; Synchytriaceae
Exons: 12
Coding region: 1-1797 (598 amino acids)
Biological process (GO): fatty acid metabolic process
Molecular function (GO): medium-chain fatty acid-CoA ligase activity
Source: RefSeq, a predicted model, not a curated record
AUGCCUACCCCUCUCACCAUCGAUGAGGCCAACAGAGCCGUCUUCGAAAACCCCGAAAGUCCAUUCUACAUGGUCGAUGGUCUGCAUCCACACUUCAAGACCCCAGUGAAGAAGUUCAAGAAUGCCCCUCAAAAUGGUACCGAGCUAUGGAAAAACAUGGCUACUAGCUUCCCAAACAAUGAGUUCGUGUUGUACUAUGACCAUGUCAACAAGGAGGAAAUUCGAAUGACCUUUAGCGACGUUGAUGCAAUGGUCAAGAAACUCGCUGCUGCAUUGGUACAACACUAUGGAAUCAAGCGUGGUGAACGUGUUGGUCUCGCAAUGCGUAAUCAUCCUCUGUGGUAUGCAUUCCAUUGGGCCAGUGUUGUCGCAGGAGGCUGUUCUGUACCAGUAAACUCUUGGUUGACUGGUGAAGAAAUGGCUUGGUGUGUGCAGGACUCUGGCUGUAAAGUUAUCUUGGUCGACCAAGACCGAUACGAGCGUCUCUUGCCCAACUUGAAGGAAUUACAAGCCCAAGGCCUCGAAGCUGUAAUCUUUGCUGGAAAGGGAAAGGCUCCAGCUGGAACGGUCUCCAUCAACGAUCUAUUGGACGCUUACGGCUCAACAAGGGAAUACCCUCAAAUCACUCCUCCUCUGCACGAAAACGACAAUAUGAUUAUCAUGUAUUCGUCUGGUACAACUGGUCGUCCCAAAGGUGUUAUAACUCAUCACGGAAUGUGGUGCUUUACAACAAUGGCUGGAUUAGCUGGUGGAAUGCUUGCUUUGUUACGGCAAGGCCUGGACAUGCCUGACCCAGCCACGGUACCUCUUCCAAGUAUACUUGCACCUGUGCCCUUGUUCCAUCUUACCGCAUACGCAUUCACAUUGGGGGUUCAGCUACGUGGAGGCAAAGGUGUUUUGAUGUACAAGUGGGAUCCUUCCGCUGCUCUUGAAUUGAUGGAAAAGGAAAAAUUGACAGCCUUUGUCGGUGUUCCAUCUAUGGUUUGGCAGCUCAUGGAAGAGCCAACAUUCUCGAAACGUGACCUUUCUGCAAUGACUGGUUUGUCAUUUGGUGGCGGCCCAUCAUCACCAGAAAUGUUACAACAGACCAAGCAAAAGUUCCCAGUUUCCACCUUCAAAGGAAACUCUUACGGAGUCCUUAUCGACGUCUUCCUAGCCACCGAAUGUCACGGCAUUGCUACUAACGUUUUGGAAGGUUACGAGAAGAAACCAGAAUCAGUUGGUGUACCCCCAUACUAUGUUGAAGUAAAAAUCACGAAUGCUGAGGGAACAAAGAUCAUGCCACGUGGAACACCUGGAGAGAUUUGGACCAAGAGCUGUUCAGUUUCGAAAGGAUACUGGCGUAAUGAGAAGGCUACCAACGAAGCCUUCCAAAAUGGAUUUUACAAGACAGGAGAUGUUGGACGAGUGGAUGAAGACGGUUACCUAUUCUUGAUGUCUCGUUCCAAGGACAUGAUAAUAAGAGGUGGAGAGAACAUCUACUGUGUCGAAAUUGAAAACGCAUUGGCUCAACAUGAAGCCGUCAUUGAAGCCACUGUCUUCGGUGUUGAACAUCGUAUUAUGGGUGAAGAAGUCUAUGCUGCUGCUCAGAUCCGUCCAGAGUUUGUCGGCAAAGUUACUUCAGAGUCCUUGAGAGAGUUCUUGAAGGCAAAGAUUGCGGGAUACAAGGUCCCCGUUUACAUUGACUUACGUACUGAAAUAUUAACUCAAGGCCACACCAACAAGGUUCUUAAACGUGCAGUCAAGGAAGAAGUAAUGGCCAAGUUGAAGGCUACUGGAGAACAAGCUCGUUUGUAA